This is a messenger RNA of Acomys russatus (golden spiny mouse), 4709 nucleotides long. It is a transcript of the gene Stard13, whose product is annotated as StAR related lipid transfer domain containing 13. The record is from RefSeq and is a predicted model, not a curated record. Lineage: Eukaryota; Metazoa; Chordata; Mammalia; Rodentia; Muridae. The transcript has 14 exons. Bases 149 to 3559 code for a protein of 1136 amino acids. Gene Ontology annotation, biological process: actin cytoskeleton organization; signal transduction; regulation of Rho protein signal transduction. Gene Ontology annotation, molecular function: protein binding; GTPase activator activity; lipid binding.
GGAGGCUUGGAAUUCUGAGUUGUGGCUUUUUCUUUUUAAAAAUCGCUGGGUCUUUGGCUCUCUCCUGGGGCUGAGUGCCUUUGACCGAGGCUGGAGACAGCUGCGGAGAGCCACGGGCAGCUGAGGUGGAAGUGGAAACUCUCCCGAAAUGUUCAGCCAGGUGCCCAGGCCCCCGGCUGCAGGCUGCUGCUAUCUCAAUGCCAUGACACCUGAGAGCCAGGAGAUGUACUUGCGAUUUGAUCAGACUGCCAGGCGCUCUCCUUACAGGAUGAGCCGGAUCCUAGCACGCCAUCACCUAGUGACUAAAAUUCAGCAAGAAAUCGAGGCAAAGGAAGCAUGUGACUGGCUCCGAGCUGCUGGGUUCCCGCAGUAUGCUCAGCUGUAUGAAGAUUCGCAGUUCCCCAUCAACAUUGUGGCCGUCAAGAAAGACCAUGAUUUUCUUGAAAGGGACCUUGUAGAACCUCUUUGCAGACGGCUUAAUACGUUGAACAAGUGUGCCUCAAUGAGACUUGAUGUGAACUUCCAAAGGAAAAAGGGUGACGACUCAGAUGAGGAAGAUCUGUGCAUCAGCAACAAAUGGACUUUCCAGAGGACCAGCCGCAGGUGGUCCCGUGUGGAUGACCUGCACACACUGUUCCCUGGAGCAGACAGAAACGGGUCCCCAGGAGGCCCUAGGAUGAGAAACACGACCAGCAGUGAGAGUGUGCUCACAGAUCUGAGUGAGCCAGAAGUCGGCUCCACUCACAGCGAAAGCAGCGGGGGCAGUGACAGCCGCAGCGGGGGCAGUGACAGCCGCAGCCAGUCUGGGCAUCCUUGUACAGACGGUGCACUUGUGCUGGAGGGCACCCUGGGCAGCGGUGGCCUCACGCAGUCUCCCCAAGACCGUGUUAGCUACUCUUUUCACACCAAGAAUGAGAAACCCGCCAGGGCCAGGGCGAAGUCGCUUCUGAAGCGCAUGGAUACCCUGAGAGCAAAGGGAGCACACGGGAGGCAUAAGGGGCCGGCGCAAACAGGCGGCCUGCUCAUCAGUAGGCCUGUGCUGCAGCAGGAGCCAGAGUCCUUUAAGGCCAUGCAGUGCAUCCAGAUACCCAAUGGAGAUCUGCAGACGUCACCUCCGGCUGCCGGCAGAAAAGGUCACCCAUGCUCCAGUAAGUCAAGUGGCGACGGCAGCCCCUUGGCGAACAGCAGCCGCGUGAGCACCCCAUCUAUGAAGGAACGCAAAUGCCACCAUGAGGCCAACAAGCGUGGGGGCAUGUAUCUGGAGGACCUGGACGUGCUGGCAGGGACAGCACUAUCAGAUACAGGGGACCAAAACCACAUGCAUGGGUUUCACUCCCAAGAGAGCUUGGUGGUCCUUGUUCCCAAGGACCACAAGCCAGGGACAUUCCCCAAGGCACUGUCCAUAGAAAGCCUCUCACCCACAGACAGCAGUGUGCUAAACUGGAGGACCGGGGGUGUCUCCCUGGACAGACAAGAGGGCCCAGGCAUGAGGGAGCCCAGGCUCAUGUCAUCCUGCCACAGAGGCAGCCGAGUCAGUAUCUAUGACAACGUUCCCGGCUCGCAUCUGUACGCCAGCACAGGAGAUCUGUUGGACUUGGAGAAAGAUGGCCUCCUCCCGCAGCUGGAUGACAUUCUGCAGCAUGUCAGUGGCAUUCAAGAGGUGGUGGAUGACUGGUCCAAAACCAUCCUGCCUGAACUGCAGGGUCAGGAUGCGCUGGCAGGCGACCCUGGCUUAUCCCUGUCUCCUAAUCAGAUCACUUUAGAUUUUGAAGGCAACUCAGUCUCGGAAGGUCGGACAACACCCAGUGACAUGGAAAGGGACAAGGCUUCUCUGAAUGAGUCAGAGGCCACUGGGGUCAGAGAAAGAAGAGAUUCUGGUGUGGGGGCCUCUCUGACCAGGCCAAACAGGCGCCUACGAUGGAGCAGCUUCCAGCUCUCUCACCAGCCACAGCCAUCUCCCGCCACCCUGCACAUCAGCAGCCAGACGGCCGCCCAGCUGAACCUGCUCCAGCGUUUCUCGCUACUCCGCCUCACAGCCAUCAUGGAGAGGUACUCCAUGUCCAACAAGCACGGCUGGACCUGCCUGUCAGCACAGUGCGCCCCAGGAACCUUGCAUGACCUGGUUUCUGUGAAUUCCAGGUCCGUUCCAAAGUUCAUGAAGAGGGUGAAAGUUCCCGACUACAAAGACAAGACCGUCUUCGGUGUUCCUCUCAUCGUCCAUGUCCAGAGAACAGGACAGCCCCUGCCUCAGAGCAUCCAGCAGGCACUGAGGUUUCUACGUAGCAACUGUCUGGAUCAGGUGGGUCUUUUCCGUAAGUCAGGAGUGAAGUCUCGCAUCCACGCCCUACGCCAGAUGAACGAGAACUUCCCUGCGAACGUGAACUAUGAAGACCAGUCUGCGUAUGACGUGGCAGACAUGGUGAAGCAGUUUUUCCGGGACCUUCCCGAGCCCCUUUUCACCAACAAGCUCAGUGAGACUUUCCUCCACAUCUACCAGUAUGUCCCCAAAGAGCAGCGGCUGCAGGCCGUGCAGGCGGCCAUCCUGCUGUUGGCGGAUGAGAACAGGGAGGCCCUGCAGACACUCCUGUGCUUCCUGAAUGAUGUGGUGAACUUAGUGGAAGAGAAUCAGAUGACGCCCAUGAACCUGGCCGUGUGCCUGGCCCCCUCCCUCUUCCACCUGAACUUACUGAAGAAAGAAAGUUCACCAAAAGUCAUCCAGAAGAAAUAUGCCACCGGGAAGCCAGAUCAAAAGGACCUCAAUGAAAAUCUAGCUGCAGCUCAGGGGCUCGCCCACAUGAUCACAGAGUGCAACCGGCUCUUUGAGGUUCCACACGAGAUGGUAGCCCAGUCUCAGAGCUCAUACUUAGAGGCCGAAAUCCAUGCACCCAGCCUGGAAGACUUGGGAGCACAGCUGGCAGAGAGCGGGGCAACUUUCCACACAUACCUGGAGCAUCUUGUCCAAGGCCUCCAGAAAGAAGCUAAGGAGAAAUUCAAAGGAUGGGUCACGUGUUCCAGUCCCAACAACACAGACCUUGCUUUCAAAAAGGUGGGGGACGGGAACCCGCUGAAGCUGUGGAAAGCAUCUGUGGAGGUGGAGGCACCUCCCUCCGUGGUGCUGAAUCGUGUGCUAAGAGAGCGCCACCUGUGGGAUGAGCACUUCCUGCAGUGGAAGGUUGUGGAAACGCUGGACAGGCAAACAGAGAUCUACCAGUAUGUGUUGAACAGCAUGGCCCCACAUCCCUCCAGAGACUUCGUGGUUCUCAGGACCUGGAAGACUGACUUGCCCAAAGGAAUGUGCACCCUGGUGUCCCUGUCUGUGGAGCAUGAAGAAGCCCAGCUGAUGGGUGGUGUGCGGGCGGCAGUGAUGGACUCUCAGUACCUGAUAGAACCCUGCGGUUCUGGCAAGUCCAGGCUGACCCAUAUCUGCAGGAUAGACCUGAAGGGUCACUCCCCAGAAUGGUACAGCAAAGGCUUUGGACACCUCUGUGCUGCAGAAGUUGCCAGAAUUAGGAACUCUUUCCAGCCUCUCAUUGCUGAGGGUCCAGAAACAAAGAUCUGAUCUUUCCCCAGUGUGACACCAAACUCAGGGAACAGGAAGUGAUGAACCGGAAGUGAUAAAGCCUCACAGCAUGGAGGGUGCGUGAAUGUGAAGGAGAGUGUGUCACUGUGGGAACAGGAGACCACGGAGAACGUUCUUAGCCUGCCUGGAGAUGGCUGAUCCCUACUAAUACCUGUCGGAACAUUUAUCUAUAAUGCUUAAAAUUAAAUGGAUUAUUCUUACACGUUGACUAAUUUGCUACUUAAAGGCUUCUAAGAAGCAUGUCUUGGCUGUAAAUAACUGUACUGUAGCAUUUGUAUAUGUGUGUAUAUCUCCAUUUACUGUAUAUAUGUAAAAUACCAGUUUUGUAUAUAAUUCGGUAUCUGACUCUGUGAGUCUCCUCACAUGGCACUUCUGGGUUGCUGCAGACCCUACGUCCCUCCUGUCCUGCCAGCUGAGCAGAGCCUGCUGCCAAACACCAAAGCAUGAAGUGUGUAGUCUCGUCUGUCUGCAGAUGCUUACCCAAAGAUUAGCUAACCAAAGAAAACCGAAGUUAAAAUCAUCUUCCACGUGUUGGCCUCGUAUUUGUGAUGUUUAAAAACUGGAGUGGGUGGUAUUAUGAUAAAGUGGGGGAAAUAAUACUUGCUUCUCUUUAACACAAAGCAGCAGGUGAGAGCUUAUUGCCAAAUCCAAGACUAGAUUUUGCAUCGCCUCUGGGCCCAUCCCAUGAAAUUUGAGUGAGAUGUCUGGCGACUGCUGGAAUUAACACCAGGGGCCGAAACAGAGCUGGUACUAACACAACCCGCCUUAGGAAUAAACACUGGAGCCUCUCCACGGAGCCAAAAGGAGCCGCAUGCCCUCUCUAGAUUCAGACAGUUCUUACAAUGCUGUUUAGCGAUCUAUUCGACCAGUGGCCUCAAUGGCCACAGUUAUUCAACAUGUUCUUGCACUGACCUUGAUUCUGGACACCAGACAAAGUGAGAUGGUGGUCCAUCGAGCAUCCAGGGUCAUCACAGCUUCAGGGAAUUCCAAGUGUCCUGUAUAUGACGCUCUUACAGUCUAAGUCAUUGAAAACCUUGCCAUCUAAAAGACGGGGUUUUAAACUAACCGGAAGACCAAAACUGUGCCGUUGGUUACUUGUCAAAAUUCCAGGCAGAUGUACCAACUCCAG